UCACUCAUCUUUGUAGGUGAUUCUAAGAAGUGUCAAAUUGAUUGUUCAAUAGUUUCAACUUCUCCAAAUAUAUCGCACGAAAUGGAAAAGAAAUAUGAAAUAGCGAGGAUGGAGAUUUAUUUUGUGUCAUCUUCAUAUAGUUUUGUGCGAGAUAAAGCCUGUGGGAAUUAUAGCAAUACCCAUUUUAACAUUACCAUCUGUUGUGCCGGAGAGUAUUUUCACGACCGUAACAUAGGCGAGAGCUGUGUUAGAGACCAGCAAUGUGUUAGUGUCAAUUCCACAUGUAACGAGACGAGUGGGAUGUGUCAGUGUAAGACAGGUCAUGUGUACCAUCGGAAGACGGACACUUGUGAACCAGAGCGUGGACUGAACGAAUCAUGUGACAACACUUUACAACGCUCAGUGGCCACUCCAAAUGGUAUGUGUAAUGUAAUCACUGGGGUCUGUACGUGUGCUAGUCACGUGAUGGUGGUGGACACGCGUGUCAACGAUACAGUCGGGAACCAUAACUCUGGCGUUGUUAUAGGUAGUGGAGUGAUCGGACUUUUGUUGGGAAUAGCUUUUUGUGGAGCACUAAACUUUAUCAUAAAUCGGUUAAGAAACCAAUCUGGAUUAAGUACCAGAACUUAUAUAUCAAACGGGGAAAAAUCAGUGGAAAGUAUGAACUCCAAUCCAACUUGCAAUGAAAUGAGCAACGAUGAGGAGGAAGGAAAUGACAUUUAUAACCAUUUACAUGAAGACCAUAUCGAGCUCUCUGUACAGUCGGAUUAUGAAGUCACAGAGGAAGACGACUACAGUCACGUGACCACAUUUAAUGCAAAUCACAUCCAGAUCUCUGGAGACUAUGGAGUGUUCAGCUGAAAAGAAGAAUGAACUAUUCUUUUUCUUUUGUUAAUCGAAGAUGCCACCUUUACAACAGAAGAAUUGAAACUGGUUGUUUGAACAAAUCAAUCAAUAUUUGUUAUUGUUCAUUGGAAACACAUUUCGUAUAUUUACACGUCUUGUAUAAUACAUGUACUGUAUGCCCUGCAUUUAAAAAAAUCUGAAGUCACUUUUUUUUUGUAUCUAUGUUAAUGUCUGAUGCAUAAUGGAUUUAUUUGCUGUAUGUCUGUUAAUAAAUAAAUUAAAUUCAGCCGAAUUAAUCAUUCAAAAUAUAACGACAAUUGUCAAAAAAAUUAUUAGGAAAUUGCUUGAUAUGAGCAAGGAUGCUGACACUAAUAAAAACUGUUCAAUUAAGAGUCGUUGUUAGCUCAGACUUUUUGACAUCUGAUGUUAAAUUUAAUCAAAAUACGAUUUUAUAAAGAUCAAUUAAAGCAAAUCACUUCUGUUAGUUUAAGAAAACCUCCGCUUGUUGAUUCAUAUACAUGUACUUUAAUUUGCUGAAAUCCAAUCAUGAAAAAUUAUAAUGAUGUAACAAUACUUGUACACAUAAUUGAAGAGGCAAUUUCUGACCAAAAUAUCCUCAGACAUAUAUAUGUUUGCGUGCGAUGAAUA
This is a messenger RNA of Magallana angulata, 1494 nucleotides long. RefSeq lists its product as uncharacterized. The annotation marks the transcript as partial. Lineage: Eukaryota; Metazoa; Mollusca; Bivalvia; Ostreida; Ostreidae. The record is from RefSeq and is a predicted model, not a curated record. The transcript has 5 exons.